AUGCUAUUUCGUAAUCAAACAAAUAACUGCUCAUAUUCUUCAAAUGUUGACAAGACUAAUUCUGAUUUAACUGAAAAUGCCUCAUCUUCGACUACGCUUACACCAGUUCAACUUUUGGCAUUGGCAAUUCGUAAACGUCGUGGUCUAAUGGAUCAAAAACACAAGGAUUUGCGUCGGGAGUUGCUGCAUUCGGGAUUCAUCCAAAUUUUGUGUAAGUCCUUAGGCGAAAGCCGUGCCGCAAAACGUCGGCUUCGCAAAAGGCGUAAGGGGGCAGCGAAAAAAACACGCUGGGAUUGUCAAAAUAGUGGUUCGCCUCCUCCAGAUUCUACGAACGACUCCACAUCUGACUCAGUGGUUCAUUGGAGCGGCUCUGGUGAUGACUGUUAUGGAAGCGAUGAUGAGGGCCAACGUUCAUGCAAAAGGUUCAAAGUCGAUCUUGAUGCUACUCAAGGACAUUUGGCUUUUAGUGAGUUGACGUCUUCCGAUUCAGGAUCUGUACAAGCUCUGGAUGGAGACACUGAUGCUGAUGAUGAUCUUUAA
Meloidogyne enterolobii is the source of this 540-nucleotide messenger RNA. Lineage: Eukaryota; Metazoa; Nematoda; Chromadorea; Rhabditida; Meloidogynidae. The record is from the annotation of a GenBank genome assembly.